Carassius gibelio (silver crucian carp) is the source of this 7869-nucleotide messenger RNA. RefSeq names its product deleted in malignant brain tumors 1 protein-like. Lineage: Eukaryota; Metazoa; Chordata; Actinopteri; Cypriniformes; Cyprinidae. Gene Ontology annotation, cellular component: membrane. The annotation marks the transcript as partial. The transcript is spliced from 35 exons. The record is from RefSeq and is a predicted model, not a curated record.
AUAGCUGUCAGGUUGGUGAAUGGAUACAACCUCUGUUCUGGAAGAGUGGAGGUUCUUCACAAUGGAGUCUGGGGAACAGUGUGUGAUGAUCUGUGGGAUUCAACAGACGCGGCAGUGGUGUGUAGAGAACUGGGCUGUGGGAAUGUCACAGAGGCAAAGGGCUCUGCUUAUUUUGGACAAGGUUCUGGACAAAUAUGGUUGGAUGAUGUUCAGUGCCGUGGGAAUGAAUCUACACUGAAAAACUGUUCAUCAAGUGGAUGGGGAACCCAUGACUGUGGGCACCAAGAAGAUGCUGGAGUCAUCUGCCAAGCUGUCAGGUUGGUGAAUGGAUACAACCUCUGUUCUGGAAGAGUGGAGGUUCUUCACAAUGGAGUCUGGGGAACAGUGUGUGAUGAUCUGUGGGAUUCAACUGACGCGGCAGUGGUGUGUAGAGAACUGGGCUGUGGGAAUGUCACAGAGGCAAAGGACUCUGCUUAUUUUGGACAAGGUUCUGGACAAAUAUGGUUGGAUGAUGUUCAGUGCCGUGGGAAUGAAUCUACACUGAAAAACUGUUCAUCAAGUGGAUGGGGAACCCAUGACUGUGGGCACCAAGAAGAUGCUGGAGUCAUCUGCCAAGGUGAGUCACAAGCUGUCAGGUUGGUGAAUGGAUACAACCUCUGUUCUGGAAGAGUGGAGGUUCUUCACAAUGGAGUCUGGGGAACAGUGUGUGAUGAUCUGUGGGAUUCAACUGACGCGGCAGUGGUGUGUAGAGAACUGGGCUGUGGGAAUGUCACAGAGGCAAAGGACUCUGCUUAUUUUGGACAAGGUUCUGGACAAAUAUGGUUGGAUGAUGUUCAGUGCCGUGGGAAUGAAUCUACACUGAAAAACUGUUCAUCAAGUGGAUGGGGAACCCAUGACUGUGGGCACCAAGAAGAUGCUGGAGUCAUCUGCCAAGGUGAGUCACAAGCUGUCAGGUUGGUGAAUGGAUACAACCUCUGUUCUGGAAGAGUGGAGGUUCUUCACAAUGGAGUCUGGGGAACAGUGUGUGAUGAUCUGUGGGAUUCAACUGACGCGGCAGUGGUGUGUAGAGAACUGGGCUGUGGGAAUGUCACAGAGGCAAAGGACUCUGCUUAUUUUGGACAAGGUUCUGGACAAAUAUGGUUGGAUGAUGUUCAGUGCCGUGGGAAUGAAUCUACACUGAAAAACUGUUCAUCAAGUGGAUGGGGAACCCAUGACUGUGGGCACCAAGAAGAUGCUGGAGUCAUCUGCCAAGCUGUCAGGUUGGUGAAUGGAUACAACCUCUGUUCUGGAAGAGUGGAGGUUCUUCACAAUGGAGUCUGGGGAACAGUGUGUGAUGAUCUGUGGGAUUCAACUGACGCGGCAGUGGUGUGUAGAGAACUGGGCUGUGGGAAUGUCACAGAGGCAAAGGACUCUGCUUAUUUUGGACAAGGUUCUGGACAAAUAUGGUUGGAUGAUGUUCAGUGCCGUGGGAAUGAAUCUACACUGAAAAACUGUUCAUCAAGUGGAUGGGGAACCCAUGACUGUGGGCACCAAGAAGAUGCUGGAGUCAUCUGCCAAGCUGUCAGGUUGGUGAAUGGAUACAACCUCUGUUCUGGAAGAGUGGAGGUUCUUCACAAUGGAGUCUGGGGAACAGUGUGUGAUGAUCUGUGGGAUUCAACUGACGCGGCAGUGGUGUGUAGAGAACUGGGCUGUGGGAAUGUCACAGAGGCAAAGGACUCUGCUUAUUUUGGACAAGGUUCUGGACAAAUAUGGUUGGAUGAUGUUCAGUGCCGUGGGAAUGAAUCUACACUGAAAAACUGUUCAUCAAGUGGAUGGGGAACCCAUGACUGUGGGCACCAAGAAGAUGCUGGAGUCAUCUGCCAAGUAACAGCGUCAUUGAACACGACUACCUCACAGCCAGGAGUCAGAGCUGUCAGGUUGGUGAAUGGAUACAACCUCUGUUCUGGAAGAGUGGAGGUUCUUCACAAUGGAGUCUGGGGAACAGUGUGUGAUGAUCUGUGGGAUUCAACUGACGCGGCAGUGGUGUGUAGAGAACUGGGCUGUGGGAAUGUCACAGAGGCAAAGGACUCUGCUUAUUUUGGACAAGGUUCUGGACAAAUAUGGUUGGAUGAUGUUCAGUGCCGUGGGAAUGAAUCUACACUGAAAAACUGUUCAUCAAGUGGAUGGGGAACCCAUGACUGUGGGCACCAAGAAGAUGCUGGAGUCAUCUGCCAAGUAACAGCGUCAUUGAACACGACUACCUCACAGCCAGGAGUCAGAGGAUUAAUAGCUGUCAGGUUGGUGAAUGGAUACAACCUCUGUUCUGGAAGAGUGGAGGUUCUUCACAAUGGAGUCUGGGGAACAGUGUGUGAUGAUCUGUGGGAUUCAACAGACGCGGCAGUGGUGUGUAGAGAACUGGGCUGUGGGAAUGUCACAGAGGCAAAGGGCUCUGCUUAUUUUGGACAAGGUUCUGGACAAAUAUGGUUGGAUGAUGUUCAGUGCCGUGGGAAUGAAUCUACACUGAAAAACUGUUCAUCAAGUGGAUGGGGAACCCAUGACUGUGGGCACCAAGAAGAUGCUGGAGUCAUCUGCCAAGGUGAGUCACAAGCUGUCAGGUUGGUGAAUGGAUACAACCUCUGUUCUGGAAGAGUGGAGGUUCUUCACAAUGGAGUCUGGGGAACAGUGUGUGAUGAUCUGUGGGAUUCAACUGACGCGGCAGUGGUGUGUAGAGAACUGGGCUGUGGGAAUGUAACAGAGGCAAAGGGCUCUGCUUAUUUUGGACAAGGUUCUGGACAAAUAUGGUUGGAUGAUGUUCAGUGCCGUGGGAAUGAAUCUACACUGAAAAACUGUUCAUCAAGUGGAUGGGGAACCCAUGACUGUGGGCACCAAGAAGAUGCUGGAGUCAUCUGCCAAGUAACAGCGUCAUUGAACACGACUACCUCACAGCCAGGAGUCAGAGCUGUCAGGUUGGUGAAUGGAUACAACCUCUGUUCUGGAAGAGUGGAGGUUCUUCACAAUGGAGUCUGGGGAACAGUGUGUGAUGAUCUGUGGGAUUCAACAAACGCGGCAGUGGUGUGUAGAGAACUGGGCUGUGGGAAUGUCACAGAGGCAAAGGACUCUGCUUAUUUUGGACAAGGUUCUGGACAAAUAUGGUUGGAUGAUGUUCAGUGCCGUGGGAAUGAAUCUACACUGAAAAACUGUUCAUCAAGUGGAUGGGGAACCCAUGACUGUGGGCACCAAGAAGAUGCUGGAGUCAUCUGCCAAGUAACAGCGUCAUUGAACACGACUACCUCACAGCCAGGAGUCAGAGGAUUAAUAGCUGUCAGGUUGGUGAAUGGAUACAACCUCUGUUCUGGAAGAGUGGAGGUUCUUCACAAUGGAGUCUGGGGAACAGUGUGUGAUGAUCUGUGGGAUUCAACAGACGCGGCAGUGGUGUGUAGAGAACUGGGCUGUGGGAAUGUCACAGAGGCAAAGGGCUCUGCUUAUUUUGGACAAGGUUCUGGACAAAUAUGGUUGGAUGAUGUUCAGUGCCGUGGGAAUGAAUCUACACUGAAAAACUGUUCAUCAAGUGGAUGGGGAACCCAUGACUGUGGGCACCAAGAAGAUGCUGGAGUCAUCUGCCAAGCUGUCAGGUUGGUGAAUGGAUACAACCUCUGUUCUGGAAGAGUGGAGGUUCUUCACAAUGGAGUCUGGGGAACAGUGUGUGAUGAUCUGUGGGAUUCAACUGACGCGGCAGUGGUGUGUAGAGAACUGGGCUGUGGGAAUGUCACAGAGGCAAAGGACUCUGCUUAUUUUGGACAAGGUUCUGGACAAAUAUGGUUGGAUGAUGUUCAGUGCCGUGGGAAUGAAUCUACACUGAAAAACUGUUCAUCAAGUGGAUGGGGAACCCAUGACUGUGGGCACCAAGAAGAUGCUGGAGUCAUCUGCCAAGUAACAGCGUCAUUGAACACGACUACCUCACAGCCAGGAGUCAGAGGAUUAAUAGCUGUCAGGUUGGUGAAUGGAUACAACCUCUGUUCUGGAAGAGUGGAGGUUCUUCACAAUGGAGUCUGGGGAACAGUGUGUGAUGAUCUGUGGGAUUCAACAGACGCGGCAGUGGUGUGUAGAGAACUGGGCUGUGGGAAUGUCACAGAGGCAAAGGGCUCUGCUUAUUUUGGACAAGGUUCUGGACAAAUAUGGUUGGAUGAUGUUCAGUGCCGUGGGAAUGAAUCUACACUGAAAAACUGUUCAUCAAGUGGAUGGGGAACCCAUGACUGUGGGCACCAAGAAGAUGCUGGAGUCAUCUGCCAAGUAACAGCGUCAUUGAACACGACUACCUCACAGCCAGGAGUCAGAGGAUUAAUAGCUGUCAGGUUGGUGAAUGGAUACAACCUCUGUUCUGGAAGAGUGGAGGUUCUUCACAAUGGAGUCUGGGGAACAGUGUGUGAUGAUCUGUGGGAUUCAACAGACGCGGCAGUGGUGUGUAGAGAACUGGGCUGUGGGAAUGUCACAGAGGCAAAGGGCUCUGCUUAUUUUGGACAAGGUUCUGGACAAAUAUGGUUGGAUGAUGUUCAGUGCCGUGGGAAUGAAUCUACACUGAAAAACUGUUCAUCAAGUGGAUGGGGAACCCAUGACUGUGGGCACCAAGAAGAUGCUGGAGUCAUCUGCCAAGUAACAGCGUCAUUGAACACGACUACCUCACAGCCAGGAGUCAGAGGAUUAAUAGCUGUCAGGUUGGUGAAUGGAUACAACCUCUGUUCUGGAAGAGUGGAGGUUCUUCACAAUGGAGUCUGGGGAACAGUGUGUGAUGAUCUGUGGGAUUCAACAGACGCGGCAGUGGUGUGUAGAGAACUGGGCUGUGGGAAUGUCACAGAGGCAAAGGGCUCUGCUUAUUUUGGACAAGGUUCUGGACAAAUAUGGUUGGAUGAUGUUCAGUGCCGUGGGAAUGAAUCUACACUGAAAAACUGUUCAUCAAGUGGAUGGGGAACCCAUGACUGUGGGCACCAAGAAGAUGCUGGAGUCAUCUGCCAAGCUGUCAGGUUGGUGAAUGGAUACAACCUCUGUUCUGGAAGAGUGGAGGUUCUUCACAAUGGAGUCUGGGGAACAGUGUGUGAUGAUCUGUGGGAUUCAACUGACGCGGCAGUGGUGUGUAGAGAACUGGGCUGUGGGAAUGUCACAGAGGCAAAGGACUCUGCUUAUUUUGGACAAGGUUCUGGACAAAUAUGGUUGGAUGAUGUUCAGUGCCGUGGGAAUGAAUCUACACUGAAAAACUGUUCAUCAAGUGGAUGGGGAACCCAUGACUGUGGGCACCAAGAAGAUGCUGGAGUCAUCUGCCAAGUAACAGCGUCAUUGAACACGACUACCUCACAGCCAGGAGUCAGAGGAUUAAUAGCUGUCAGGUUGGUGAAUGGAUACAACCUCUGUUCUGGAAGAGUGGAGGUUCUUCACAAUGGAGUCUGGGGAACAGUGUGUGAUGAUCUGUGGGAUUCAACAGACGCGGCAGUGGUGUGUAGAGAACUGGGCUGUGGGAAUGUCACAGAGGCAAAGGGCUCUGCUUAUUUUGGACAAGGUUCUGGACAAAUAUGGUUGGAUGAUGUUCAGUGCCGUGGGAAUGAAUCUACACUGAAAAACUGUUCAUCAAGUGGAUGGGGAACCCAUGACUGUGGGCACCAAGAAGAUGCUGGAGUCAUCUGCCAAGUAACAGCGUCAUUGAACACGACUACCUCACAGCCAGGAGUCAGAGCUGUCAGGUUGGUGAAUGGAUACAACCUCUGUUCUGGAAGAGUGGAGGUUCUUCACAAUGGAGUCUGGGGAACAGUGUGUGAUGAUCUGUGGGAUUCAACAGACGCGGCAGUGGUGUGUAGAGAACUGGGCUGUGGGAAUGUCACAGAGGCAAAGGGCUCUGCUUAUUUUGGACAAGGUUCUGGACAAAUAUGGUUGGAUGAUGUUCAGUGCCGUGGGAAUGAAUCUACACUGAAAAACUGUUCAUCAAGUGGAUGGGGAACCCAUGACUGUGGGCACCAAGAAGAUGCUGGAGUCAUCUGCCAAGCUGUCAGGUUGGUGAAUGGAUACAACCUCUGUUCUGGAAGAGUGGAGGUUCUUCACAAUGGAGUCUGGGGAACAGUGUGUGAUGAUCUGUGGGAUUCAACUGACGCGGCAGUGGUGUGUAGAGAACUGGGCUGUGGGAAUGUCACAGAGGCAAAGGGCUCUGCUUAUUUUGGACAAGGUUCUGGACAAAUAUGGUUGGAUGAUGUUCAGUGCCGUGGGAAUGAAUCUACACUGAAAAACUGUUCAUCAAGUGGAUGGGGAACCCAUGACUGUGGGCACCAAGAAGAUGCUGGAGUCAUCUGCCAAGCUUUAAAUGAUCCCUGUUUUGAGCUCAACUGCACGGAGGAUGAAUGGUGUGGAGAGAAAAAUGAUGUUUAUGGCUGUUUCUGUAACAAGAGUCAUCACAGACCAGACCCAGAAUCUUUUGAUUUCUCUGAGGUUUGUGAAAGCAGCUCUGGUUCCAUUUCCCUGUCUCGCUGUCAGCUCUUUGAGGCUGGUUUUCCUGCUGACAUCUUACACCUCAAUGACCCCAACUGCAAAGGAACAGUCUGGAAUGGCAGAGUGGAGUUCUAUUUUGACAACAAUGACCACAUCUGUGGUACAAGUAUUUUGGCCAAUGGCACCCACUUCAUUUAUGAGAACUUUAUUUUUGGAACGUCUGACUUGACUGAAGGUCCCAUCAGCAGGAAGAGAAUUCUGAAGCUGAAUUUCAGUUGUGUAUACCCCCAAACCCAAUCACUUUCUAUGAAUAUGGAAAUCAAUCCACUAGAGAGCAUUGUCCACAAGAAGCUUCCUGCUGGUCAAGGGAGAUAUCAGGUCAGGAUGGUUCCAUAUCAGGAUGCUGAGUUCUCCAAGCCCUUCAAUGGGAGUGUGAAUGUGGAGCUGAACCAGCAGAUGUUUCUGGAAGUUCAUGUAGACGGGAUUGACAGUCGUCAGUUUGCCACAGUGAUUGACUCAUGUUGGGCUACACCUGAGAACGAUCCUAAUCACUCUGUCCGCUGGGACCUCAUCAGCGGAGAGUGUCCCAGUCCAAAUGAUGAGACAGUGGAGCUGCUGCAGAAUGGAGUCUCCACAUCUAGCCGUUUCUCCUUCAGGAUGUUUUUCUUCACUGAAAACUCCACUAAGGUUUACGUGCACUGUACUGUUCACAUUUGCCUUCUGGCAGGAAACCACUGCUCAACUCACUGUGACUCUGGAUCCCACUUGAGAGAGGGCAGGUCUGCAGAAUUCCAUGACAGUGCUUCCAUUUCCAUGGGUCCCCUGAUGAUGUCUGAAAGGAACCAAGGUAUUUGAGCCCCAGAGCAGCAGAACAUAUCCACUGCUUAAAUGUCUGCGUGGUUCUUUGAUAUUAUUUGUUUCUCUGCUAAGUGUUUUCAUCUUUUUUUUUUUUGUAUAAUAUUUCACUGAUUGAAAUAUUUCUGCCAAGAAUACUCAUUGUUUUAUACACAUCUCAUCUCUUUCUAAAUGAAUGUCUUACUGAUGCCACACUCCUACAAGCUGUGUUUCUCAUUGCAAAAUACACUCUUGAGAUCAUCUAAAUUUUUUUGUCCUGUUUUUUUUUUAUAUAUAUUUUUUUUAUGAUGGAUUGACAUGUUGUUUCCAAAACCAGCAUGUAGAUUGUUCAUUACUAAGCAGAACUUAAGUGCACUGUUAUGGGAUAUAUACCAAAGGUACUGAAUAAAUCUAUCCAGUGGUUACAUUUUCUUUGGUCAUUAUAGUGUGGGGUAGAAUCAUUAGGAAGAACAGAAAUAAUAUCAUUCUUUGUAGUUAUGGCUUUUGUUUGUGCUGCAGUAUAAAUAAACAGAAUCCACUGGCUCUGAGUUUAUGGUUUAUGCUUUUGUCCCCAUGCUCCGGAUUAAUGUU